GGAACUCAGACUCAGUCAGCAGUUGUGCACGCGCAUUUCCAGUCAGCUCACUGCUCGAGCCGCACGGGCUGAUCUGCAGAAAGAGAGGGAAAGUUUAGUUCGGACAGGUCUUUUACAUCAGACAACAGUAUGGAAUCAGUAGGUUUUCGUUGUGUUUAAAUAUAACUUUGUAAAAGCAGGGAAGAGAAGGACUUGACGCACGCGCCUCUGGAGAACCGCAGCGUCUCGCGCAGUGAUGGAGGUUUGGGGCUUUAUGGAUUUUGCGCUUUGGAUUUCAUUUCUCACGAGCUUCACGAUGGCCAGUUACUCCGAAGACCAGUGCAGCUGGAGGGGAAGUGGUCUCUCUCAGGCGGUGAAGAACGUGGAGCAGGUUUGGUUGAGGUGUGCGGAGGGUUCGGUGGAGUGGCUUUAUCCCGCUGGGGCGCUGCGUCUCACACUCUCUCCCCGUCUGCCGUGGAGCGCCAUGGUCCCGGGAGAGUCCAGCAGGAGCCCGGUGUCGGCCUGCGUCAAGCCGGACCAGCACUGGGGUGGAGCUCAGCUUUACCUGGAGAGAGACGGGGUCCUGGAGCUUCUGGUGGGAGACGACACAUCCGAGACGCCCGGCCCGGUCCAGGUGCGCUGCUUCAGUGCCAUGCCUGGAGAACGAACAGCCCUGUUCCUGCAAGCAACGCCUCACCAAGACAUCAGCAGACGCAUCGCGGCGUUUCGCUACGAGCUGAGAGGGGAUUGGAUGGCUCAGCCGUCAGUCAACACGGAUCCGAUCGGCAGUGAAGGAGCCUGCAGGCCGUGCAAUAACACCGAGAUUCUGAUGGCUGUGUGCACUAGUGACUUUGUGGUCCGAGGGAACAUCCGUUCAGUGGAGACGGACUCGAACUUGAAAGCGGCAGUGAUCAAAGUGAGCGCAACACGAGUUUACCGGCAAAAGUUCUCCUUGUUCCCCGAGUCGGGGCGUCUGACGCGGUCCGGGGAGAUCCGUACACCUCUUCAGUGUGGCGUCCGUCCCGGCGCGGGGAGCUUUCUCUUCACCGGCCGCGUGCACUUCGGGGAGGCCUGGCUCGGCUGUGCUCCACGCUAUAAAGACUUCCUGAAGGCGUACGAACAGGCCAAACAAUCCCUGAUGAUCCCCUGCACUCUGGUGAACGACUGACGGGAGAAGAACGAGCGCGUGCCGGCCAAUCGGGACGGACCCUUGAUUCCGGUUCGCAGGGUCUGAGAUGAAACUCCUGAACGCAAGAAUGAAACAAGUUUAGGAGAAUGGAGAACAAGACACUGAGACAGAAACAACCAAAAGGAAAUCUCAGUGCCGAUCACUGGAUCAAGAUGGAUAUCGGAAUAAGGACAUUCGGGGUGACCGUGUGUCGACGUCUAUCUGAAACCACUGGUUUAACCCUAAUUUCGGGGGCCUCUUUUUUUAAACUCAGGAAAUUGUGUCUUUGGACACUUUGAUGUGAAUGUCAUAUCAUUGAAAUAUCCAAAGUCCUCAUGAUGUUGGGGACACACUCUGUUUCCCAUCAUGUGGGUUGAGUUGGUAAAUAAGCUGAACGCAAUGCAUGUAGCGCAGUCGUCUUUCGCAGUAUUUGACGCCACAGAAAAAAACCUAUUGAUUUGUCAUCCUUUAUAUGAAAAAGUUUUGUAUUGAGAGUAUAUAUUUUUUCCGCAUACGUUUUUUUUUUUUUUUUUU
Messenger RNA from Pimephales promelas (fathead minnow), 1681 nucleotides. It is a transcript of the gene metrn, whose product is annotated as meteorin, glial cell differentiation regulator. Lineage: Eukaryota; Metazoa; Chordata; Actinopteri; Cypriniformes; Leuciscidae. The record is from RefSeq and is a predicted model, not a curated record. Gene Ontology annotation, biological process: positive regulation of axonogenesis; glial cell differentiation. Gene Ontology annotation, molecular function: hormone activity.